AUGUCAUCUGAUUCAGACGCCAGCGGUGGAGAAGUUUACGAGGUUCAGGAAAUUAUUGAUGAACGUAAGAGCGGAUCUAAAACAUUAUAUCUAGUUCUUUGGAAAGGCUAUUCAAGAGAGGAAGCAACUUGGGAACCAAUUUCGAAUUUAGGCAACGCUAAAGAAGCCAUCAAAAAAUUCAGAAAAAAUAGAUUCUCAAUCCAAACAGCUCCCCCAGAAAAACAGCGUCGUAUCGAGUCUGUUGUUGGAGCAAAGAAACAUAACGGCGAUAUCGUUUACUCUGUUGUUUAUAGAGGAAGCGAUGAAAUUUCUGAGAUACCAAGAAGAGAGGCUAUUUCUAAGUAUCCACAGCAAAUUAUUGAUUAUUAUGAAGAUCAUAUUCAUGAAAUCGCCCAGGAAAAGGAAUAA
This is a messenger RNA of Trichomonas vaginalis G3, 408 nucleotides long. Its product is annotated as methylated histone binding. NCBI's taxonomy places the organism in Eukaryota, Parabasalia, Trichomonadida, Trichomonadidae. The coding region runs from base 1 to 408 and encodes 135 amino acids. The record is from RefSeq and is a predicted model, not a curated record. The transcript has a single exon. Gene Ontology annotation, biological process: negative regulation of transcription by RNA polymerase II; chromatin organization. Gene Ontology annotation, molecular function: chromatin binding. Gene Ontology annotation, cellular component: nucleus; pericentric heterochromatin.